AUGGACAACCCUGCAACAAAAUGUGGUUAUUGCGGAGACGUUCUGCAAGUGUCGUCGAGUGGAACAAUUUUAGAUCACAACUAUUUCUCUGCAUACAGAGAAAAUAUAGACAUGAUAAAUGUCGAUACAAAUUCCGUGGACUUGUAUAUUACUGAUCUAUCAGAACGAUCAGUUAAAUUAUUUCGCGGUAAUUUGAGUUAUUGUUUAUUUAUUUAUUUUAAAGGACCAAGACAUUCGGAAGGAGUUGUACAGUCUACCGCACAAUCUACACUCACCCAAGAUGAGCUACUUAUCGAGUUGAUUCGAAUACGAAAGGCUUUAUGGCAUUCCAUUUCGGUCAAAAAAAGAACCAAAUUGAAAAAGGAUAGUUUAUGGCAAGAGAUUGCAUACGUAUUUGAUGGAUCCUUGUUUAUGGAAGCUGCAAAACAAAGAUGGAAACAUCUUCGAGAUUCAUAUAUGAAAGCUCGAAAAAAAAUGCGUGGAUACGUUCGAAGUGGAUCGGGAGCGGAAUCCGGUCAUCCAAUAAAAAGUUCUUUUGCUUAUUACGAGCAAAUAAGGUUUUUCGAUGAUAAGGAAAAGGCAAUACAAAGCGUCAGCUCUAUCCAAUCUCUUUUACAACAAAAUUCAUCCAACACUGACAUGGAUGAUAUGCAAGUGGACAUGACUGCAGACAACUUUACCGAUGAUAAUACCAUACUGGAUGAUUCUGCAUCCAUCAUUUAUCCAUUAUCAAAAUCAUCAAGAAGAUCGUUUUGUUCGUUACAAGGCUCAAAAAGCAGAAAAUCGAUAAAAAUGUGCAAAGGCAAGCUGAUAUCGAAAAUAAAUUUUUGAGUGCUAGACGAAACAUCGAAACAGAAACGUCCUCCAAUUUUCUUCAGUUGGAUCAAUUAUAACUUUAUCUUUUAG
Solenopsis invicta (red fire ant) is the source of this 906-nucleotide messenger RNA. RefSeq lists its product as uncharacterized. Gene Ontology annotation, biological process: regulation of transcription by RNA polymerase II. Bases 1 to 831 code for a protein of 276 amino acids. The record is from RefSeq and is a predicted model, not a curated record. NCBI's taxonomy places the organism in Eukaryota, Metazoa, Arthropoda, Insecta, Hymenoptera, Formicidae. Gene Ontology annotation, cellular component: nucleus; transcription regulator complex. The transcript is spliced from 6 exons.